AUGUCGGAUCGUUUUGAUAGCUUCCCCUUCAUCAGCUUGCUGAGUGGCUGGGGUGUCGUUAGUGGCCCGGGACUAUUUAUGCUACGCAGCCUGGUAUCCGGCAUCACAACCGCAACGGUCGUCGGCGUCUCAAGCGGCAUGGCCGGCAGCAUGAUUUGGGGAACAGCAGGCCUACCCUUCAUCAUCGGCUCAUCUCUCGGGUUCGCGUUUGGUAGCUACCGUUGGUACGAAGUAGCGACCAGAGAAGCCAUGGUUCAGCUGGAACUCUACCCUGCGCUGCUGCAAAUGCAUAUCACGUCCAACUUUCCCUGGGUGCCGGAUCUGCAUAGUAGAAAGAGGAACUGGUAUACGGCUGAGACGUUUCGGAGGUCGUGGGUGAUGAAGAGCAUGUUGGUUGUUGGUUGGCUUUCUGCUGAGUCGUCGCUUCGUGAGAUUCGUGAGCGGAGGGAGGCGAGAUUGGUGGAGGAGUAUGUCGCUGCUGAAGAGGAGUCAGACUGA
This is a messenger RNA of Fusarium subglutinans, 498 nucleotides long. RefSeq lists its product as uncharacterized. The record is from RefSeq and is a predicted model, not a curated record. The coding region runs from base 1 to 498 and encodes 165 amino acids. Lineage: Eukaryota; Fungi; Ascomycota; Sordariomycetes; Hypocreales; Nectriaceae. The transcript has 3 exons.